AUGGGUCAGGCGUGGAUCGACCCCACAGACGAGAAGACCGGCAAAGUCGGCCUAGGCAACGACGUCGCUGCCGUGGCCGAGGUCCGGAGAGGCCUCCGCGACGCACAGUAUGCAAUGUGGCAUGCCAACGUGCAGGCGGGCCGGCGCGCCCCCGAGACUGCGCACCUCGAGGUGCUGCGGGCCGCUCGGCACGUGGGCCGCCGCGUGCGCAGCGGCUCGGCCCGGGCGAAGGCCUGCGAGCGGCGCACGCCUCCGCCCAUGGCGCGCCCGCCGCGGAACGACUCGCUGGGCUGCCCAAAGGUCGCGCCGGGAAGCUUCAAGGCGGAGUGCCUGCUCAAGGGGCGGCCCUGCAUCCUGCGCGGGCAGGCCGCCGCCUUCCUGCGCAGGCGCGAGGGCGGCCUCGGGUCGCUCGACCGGUGGCUGGACGUGGCAGCAAACGCGACGGUGUCCGUGGCCUUCCCGUUUCCCGCGACGCAUCCAGACGGCAUGCCCACGCUGAACUCGAUCCAGGAGACGGCAAAGUUCCUCGCCCAGGACGACGUGCGGCUCGACCUGGAGCGGAUGGGCCUGCCAGCGGCCGACGCCGAGGAAUUCCCGUGGACGUUGGUACGGCCGGCCACGUGGGCCAUGAGGCUGCAGGACGCGGUGGCGUGGGUGCGCACGGAUCCGCAGGAGGUAUACAUGAACCAGGCCAUGGUGGCCGACCUCGGCUCUGCUGCAGUGGGGGAGCUCAGGGAGCCCCGCUGGGUCGCGAAGGCAGGCCUGCGGCUGCUGAGCCCGUCCUUGUGGCUGAGCUCGGGCGCGGUGACCACGGGCUUCCAUACGGACGGCCCCGACAACCUGCUGGUGCAGCUCUCCGGCAGGAAGGACGUGCUGCUCUCGCGGCCCUCUGAGCAGAAGAACCUCUACUAUUUGCCCGCGUUCGACGUGCAAGCAGGCAUGCGCUUGGAGAAUGGCACCGUCCGCUCGUCGGGGGUUCGAAAGGCGAACCGCACGAGCUCAGGCAUCGCACGUUCUCCUCUGUUGCCUUUGUGUGCUCGUCCUCGCUGGUCAGCAGCACGGUUGCCGCGACUUCAUUAUUUGUCCAUGCCAGGUCUCGAGAUAAGUUGA
This is a messenger RNA of Prorocentrum cordatum, 1110 nucleotides long. The record is from the annotation of a GenBank genome assembly. Lineage: Eukaryota; Dinophyceae; Prorocentrales; Prorocentraceae.